AUGCUCACCAUCGAGGUCUCCCUCAGCCAACCUCCCGAGAAGAUGUUCAUCACCUUUGUGUACACAAAAUGCUCCCAGAUCUUGAGAAAAAAGCUUUGGGAAGAUCUGUCCCUGUUUAGUGUGGGGUGUCACUCCCCUUGGGCUGUCGGCGGUGACUUCAACGCCAUUACUUCGCAAUCUGAAAGACUGGGUUUGCCUUUGUUUGAUGCCAGGAGUGUGGCUGAUUUUGUGGAUCUCUUGGCUUCCGUAGGCCUGUCUGAUGCGUUAUUCUCUGGCAAUCGCUUCACUUUGGGUAGUAGCCAAUCGAGUCAUCCUAGGGUUUGGGCCAGACUAGACAGAGUUUGUUGCAACUCUCAAUGGCUGCAAUCAUUCCCAUCCUUUCAUGUUAACCACCUGCCUAGACAUAAUUCAGACCAUGUGCCUCUACUUCUGAUUUUUCCUGAGCCCCAUCCUCAGGGUCCCAAGGCCUUUCGGUUUCAACGUAUGUGGUGCUCUCAUAGUGGCUUUCAUAAUCUUAUCCAAGAUGUUUGGUUUACGGCUGCGAUAGGGAACCUGAUCCAAAUUUUCAUCGCCAAGUUUAAGGCUGUUAAGCUUGCUCUUAAACACUGGAACAAGGUCACCUUUGGGAACAUCUUCAGCCAAAUCCAAUCAACUGUGUCGGACCUCAGCCGUGCCGAAGUGGUGGCAUUUGACGCCCCUUCCCCGGAAGCCCAAUAG
Messenger RNA from Magnolia sinica, 717 nucleotides. RefSeq lists its product as uncharacterized. Bases 1 to 717 code for a protein of 238 amino acids. Lineage: Eukaryota; Viridiplantae; Streptophyta; Magnoliopsida; Magnoliales; Magnoliaceae. The record is from RefSeq and is a predicted model, not a curated record. The transcript has a single exon.